AAAAUCAAAUCUUUCUCAUCCAUCUCCCAAAACGAACACUCAACUCACAGAGUCGCAACACACACACAAGAACCCAAAACAAAAGAUUGCGAAAACUCAAGUUUUUUGAACUCGAGGCUUGGGUAUGCAUUAUCCUAACAACAGAACCGGAUUCGUCGGAGCUCCAUCUUCAACCCGGAUCCGGUACCAGAAGGAGCAGUUGUCACCGGAGCAAGAGCUUUCAGUUAUAGUCUCCGCUUUGCAGCACGUCAUGUCAGGUGAAAAAGAUACGGCGCCGUUUCAGGGUUUCUCCGGUGACAGCACAGUGAUCAGCGCGGGAAUGCCUCGGUCCGAUUCCGACACUUGUCAAGUGUGUAGGAUCGAAGGAUGUCUUGGCUGCGACUACUUUUUCACCCCAAAUCAGAGGGUUGAAAAGAUUCAACAAGAAGAAGAGAUUACUAGCGGUAGCAGAAGAGAGAGCCCGACUGCCCCGGCGGCGAAGAAAGCGGAAGGCGGCGGGAAAAUCAGGAAGAGGAAGAACAAGAAGAAUGGUUACAGAGGAGUUAGGCAGAGACCUUGGGGUAAAUUUGCAGCUGAGAUCAGAGAUCCUAAGAGAGCCACACGUGUUUGGCUUGGUACUUUCGAAACCGCUGAGGAUGCCGCUCGAGCUUAUGACCGUGCCGCCAUUGGAUUCCGUGGGCCGCGGGCUAAACUCAACUUCCCCUUUGUGGAUUACACUUCUUCUGUUUCAUCUCCAGCUGCUGCUGAUGAUGUGGGAGCAAAUGCGAGUGUAAAUGCGAGCGCGAGUGUAAGCGCCACCGACUCUGUUGAAGCAGAGCAAUGGCGCGGACGAGAAGGAGGAGAUUGCAAUAUGGAGGAAUGGAUGAAUAUGAUGAUGAUGAUGGAUUUUGGGAAUGGAGAUUCUUCGGAUUCAGGAAACACUAUUGCUGAUAUGUUCCAGUGAUAGAUUUGAUUCUUCAGGUUGCCAAAAUUGAGCUCUUUCUUGUUGGCAUGUUUAUAUAGUUGAGUGCAACAAGAGUGCCACUAGC
This is a messenger RNA of Capsella rubella, 1028 nucleotides long. Its product is annotated as ethylene-responsive transcription factor ERF109. Gene Ontology annotation, molecular function: DNA binding; DNA-binding transcription factor activity. The transcript has a single exon. The record is from RefSeq and is a predicted model, not a curated record. Lineage: Eukaryota; Viridiplantae; Streptophyta; Magnoliopsida; Brassicales; Brassicaceae. Gene Ontology annotation, biological process: regulation of DNA-templated transcription; ethylene-activated signaling pathway. Bases 125 to 943 code for a protein of 272 amino acids.